AUGGCAGAUGGUACCUACAGGUUCCAGCAGCCUGGGGCCGGGCAGUUCUACUUCCAAGCUCAAGCACAGCAGAACCCUCACCAGCGACACAUCGUUCGAAACGGGACCAAUUCUCCGACGGGUCGACUGAAAUUCAACCCCGACACCCCCUCCCCCUCUCGAUCUCCUGCCCUAAACCAGGCUGCUGCUCUCAGUUCCUUCAACAACAUGUACGGCCAAACCCACCAAGGUCAGCAUGUCAUGAUGAAUGGCGGUCAAGCCCACCAGCGGUUUGGCAUGCCGAUCCCAAAGUUCCAGUCGCAAACCCACCACUCUCAUCACACACAGCAGCCGCAUCAUCAUGCCCACCACGCACAAGCCACCCACAACCUCACUCAUCAACACAAUUUCCCCGGCGGCGCACUAGCCACUACGACAACUUCUCACUUCAACUCGACUCAUCUGCAGAACGGAGUACCGACCGCGGAGGAUGAUCUUGACGAAUCAAUGAACGAGCAUUGGCAGCAGCAGCUCCAGCUUGCGGCGGAGUCGAGACAAGCCACUUCCCCCACUACCAUGCCCGCCAACAUUGACACAGAGAAUGGGACGGAUGGGCGAAAUGGUGCAUCUGCGGGGAAGCCAGCUAGCCGACAGGGUUGGAAUGCGCUUGAUUUCGGUGGCCAAGGAUUGCGCGCUUUGACUACUUCGUUGUUCAACUAUGGCUUCAUUGAGAAGCUGUACCUCAACUCUAACAAGUUGAAGGUGCUACCCCCGGCUAUUGGACAACUGCGGAAGUUGAACCAUCUGGAUCUGUCAGGCAACGAACUCACGGAGCUACCAGAAGAACUUGGCAUGCUUUCAAACCUGAAGAAACUCCUUCUAUUCGAUAACAAUAUUCGCACCCUCCCUUACGAAAUGGGCUACCUUUACCGGUUGGAAACCUUGGGUAUCGAGGGCAAUCCCUUGAACGAUGUCCUCAAAUCUCAGAUCAUGAAGGACGGAACCAAGGCUCUCAUCAAGUACCUGAAAGAAGAGAUGCCAGUUCACCUACCUCCUCCUGACCGUGACUGGGUCAUUCUCGAUGAUACCUCCACCUCGUCCAACAGUAAUACGGAAAAGAUCACCGUACUGUCGUACAACACCCUGUGCGACUCUUCUGCAACCCAAUCGCAUUAUGGCUAUGUGCCCUCACGUGUUCUGUCCUGGGAAUACCGUCGCGAGCUUAUUCUUAACGAAUUACGAUCCCAUAACGCAGAUAUUGUCUGCCUUCAGGAGGUUGAUCAGGGAAGUUACAACAAUUUCUUCCGGGAACAGCUUGCCUACAAUGACUACAAAGGUGUCUACUGGCCGCGUGGUCGCGCGAUGGGCAUGCAGGAGGAAGAUGCCCGAAUGGUCGAUGGAUGUGCUACCUUCUUCAAGGGAAGCAAGUACAUCCUGUUGGACAAGCAGUUGAUCAACUUUGGUCAGACAGCCGUCCGUCGACCUGACGCCAAGGGCCAAGAUGAUAUCUACAACCGACUGUGGCAGAAGGAUCACAUCGCCGUUGUGGUCUUCCUGGAAAACCGGCAAACCGGUGCUCGCUUCAUCAGUGUAAAUGCUCAUCUGUAUUGGGAUCCUGCCUUCAAGGACGUCAAGCUCAUUCAGACUGCGAUUCUGAUGGAGGAGAUUACCAAACUCUCGGAUAACUACGCGAAGUGGCCUGCCUGCACAGACAAAACCGCAUUCCGCUUCUCAGAGGCCGAAAGUGGCUCAGAGACUACGCCCGUUGUGGAACCGGCCCCCUCGAUGGAGUACACCAGUGGCGAUCAGAUCCCUGUUCUCAUGUGUGGUGAUUUCAACUCCUCACCGGGUUCUGCGGCUUACAACUUGAUCUCCACUGGACGACUUCCCGAAGACCAUCCCGACCUGGAGAAGCGACUUUACGGAAACCUCAGCAAGGUUGGUAUGACGCAUCCCUUCAAGUUGAAGUCCGCGUACUCCUCCAUGGGAGAACUGAGCUUCACCAACUACACUUCCGACUUUACGGCCAUUCUUGAUUAUGUUUGGUACUCUUCCAAUACUCUCCAUGUGUCGGCGUUGCUCGGCGAAGUGGACAAGGAAUAUCUGCGCCGCGUGCCCGGGUUCCCGAAUUUCCACUUCCCAAGUGAUCAUGUCGCGUUGCUUGCGGAGUUUACGGUCAAGGGUAAGAAGGGCAAGGUUGUAGAGGCAGACUUUGGGCCACAACGGCACUAA
This is a messenger RNA of Penicillium mononematosum, 2211 nucleotides long. Its product is annotated as CCR4-Not complex 3'-5'-exoribonuclease subunit Ccr4. The record is from RefSeq and is a predicted model, not a curated record. Lineage: Eukaryota; Fungi; Ascomycota; Eurotiomycetes; Eurotiales; Aspergillaceae. Gene Ontology annotation, biological process: nuclear-transcribed mRNA poly(A) tail shortening. Gene Ontology annotation, cellular component: nucleus; cytoplasm; CCR4-NOT complex. The transcript has 3 exons. Gene Ontology annotation, molecular function: protein binding; poly(A)-specific ribonuclease activity. The coding region runs from base 1 to 2211 and encodes 736 amino acids.